Molecule: messenger RNA, 3597 nt
Organism: Astyanax mexicanus (Mexican tetra)
Lineage: Eukaryota; Metazoa; Chordata; Actinopteri; Characiformes; Acestrorhamphidae
Product: lysophosphatidic acid receptor 6-like
Exons: 2
Coding region: 165-1292 (375 amino acids)
Biological process (GO): G protein-coupled receptor signaling pathway
Cellular component (GO): plasma membrane
Molecular function (GO): G protein-coupled receptor activity
Source: RefSeq, a predicted model, not a curated record
UACUUGUUUCUGUAGGCGUCUUCAAAUGUAUUUAUGAACAUUUAAGGAACUUUACUACACAGGAAGUUGUUUAGAGGUUUUACUUUCAAGUAGAUGAUGGUUAGAGUUUAGUGGGGCUUAACCUGCCGCAAGAACAACCACUCUCUUCAGAGACCAGUGAAACUAUGGACGCCACAGACCUUCCCUCCACAGUUUCCUGGACCAUGCCUGAAGAUAGCACUCAUGUCUCCAUUGUACCACACUGGACCAGAACUGAAGAGGACACUAAUACUACUAGUAUCCUAGUAUCCUGUCCAAUGGAACCCAAGCACAUCUCCAUCGCCAUCGUCCUCUGCAUGAUCCUACUGCUUGGCCUCCUCCUCAACAUCUUCAGCGUGUGGGUCUUCAUGUGUCGCAUGCCCAAAUGGAAGCCGGGAACCAUCCUCCAGUUCCACCUGGCCGUCAGCGAUGCCGCCAUUUGUCCUCUAGCACCUUUUAUCAUGGUUUACUUCGCUAAGGGAGGAAACUGGCCUUUCGGGAACUUCAUGUGCCGACUCAAGAUCGCCCUGUUGACUACUCACUUCUACGGUAGCAUCCUCUUUCUGACUCUCAUCAGCGUCUAUCGCUACGUGUCCGUGGUCUACCACAGACAGGACUCUCGCUUGAAACAAAAGGACUUUGUUAAGAAGCUCUGCGCUGGAGUUUGGCUCUUUGUGCUGGUCAAAGGAGCAGUGUGUGCAGCUCUUAUAGGUGAAAGUACUGUGGGAAACCAGACGGUGUGCCUCAACAUCCACCAGACGAACAAUAUCAACGUGUAUUUCGCCAUGAACUUAAUUUUCUUCAUCCCUGGCUUCCUCGUUCCGUUCAGCAUCUCGCUAUACUGCUACAUCCGCCUGGCGAGGUCAGUGUCCACCAUCAACAUCUGCCACCAAAAGGGAAAGCGAAUCAAGAGCAAAUCAUACAAAAUGGUGGCCAUAUGUCUGGUCAUUUUCGGACUCUGCUUCUUGCCCAUGAAUGUGGUUCGCACCGUGGUCGUGGUGGUCAAGAAGUACUUCUCCGGUAACUGCGACCUUCUCUCAAAGGUGGAGACGGCUUACUACGUAUCGUGGGUUCUGUCUUCGGCCAACUGCUGCCUCGACCCUCUCAUCUACUGCUUCUCCUCUGAGAAUUUCACCAAAGCCGUCCGCAGUUCACUUAGAAAAAUCGGUGUCCGGAUUCAGACGCCUCAGGAGGACAGCGCUGGGAGGGGUCAACAGGAAAAUAACGUAGUUGCUCACUAUCCUACAUGGGAUAUCACUGAUGAAAGGACAUGAGAACUUAUUAACCCAGGCUCUACAGUGUAGCACAUAUAUAUUCAGCUCUGGAAAAAAAAUAAGAGACCACUUAAAAAUGAUGAGUUUCUUUGAUUUUACCAAAUUGAAAACCUCUGGAAUAUAAUCAAGAGGAAGAUGGAUGAUCACAAAUUGGAUAAAGUUAUCCAAAAGCAGUGUGUAAGACUGGUGGAGGACAACAUGCCAAGAUGCAUGAAAACUGUGAUUAAAAACCAGGGUUCUGAACUCUUUCUGAACUCUUAAAACUUUAUGAAUAGGAACUUGUUUUAUUUGCAUUAUUUGAGGGCUGAAAGCUCUGCAUCUUUUUUUGUUAUUUUAGCCAUUUCUCAUUUUCUAUAAAUAAAUGCUUUAAAUUACAAUAUUUUUAUUUGUAAUUUGGGAGAAAUGUUGUCUGUAGUUUAUAGAAAAAACAACAAUGUUCAUUUUAUUUAAACAUAUACCUAUAUAUACCAAUCAGCCAUAACAUUAGCAUCACCUGCACCCCAGAAGUUUGGUGUGGCACAAUGGAAAACACCACUACCUACAAGUGAGCAAUUAAUGCGGGAGACUGGGGUUCAAUUCCCUGUCUGGGUUACUGUGCUGCACUACAGCUUGAGCACCUAGUCCUUGGGUAAGACUCCUAAUGUCAUUGGCCUACGUCUGUAAUUCAAGCAAUCCUAUAAAACCUAAUAAUGAGUAGUAGAAUGAUUGAUAAAUUGUAGCUCAAAUCUGUAUUUUUACCCAUUUGUCCUGCUUUUAACACUCUAUAUGUACACCCACUUUCACUUCCCAAAUUUAACUUCCUUGAGAAAUAUUGCAGAGCACAUCAAUACACUGUUCAGUAUUGACAACUGUGGCUCAACCAGUAUUGUUGCAUAGUUUUGCAGCUCUGUUCUGACUGAAAAAGAGAGUGCAAGUCAGUGUAAAAACUGUUUAUGGCCAGCAGUGAAACUGCUAGCUGUUAGAUGUUACUUUUACUUUACAUUGUUUUAUAUUGUCACCAACUGUGAAUUAUUUGGAGUGGUGAAUUUUUCUCACAUAAAAAGUCCUCAAUGUGGCCUGUAAGAAAGCUUUAGCAACUUACUCUGACAUAAAACGUUAUGGGUUUAGCAGUAUGAAAUUAGAUCAUGAACAUCUUGGGAAAAUCCACACAUGUAGAAGUUGUGAGGUGUUAUCUAUUGGUUGGUGCGGUGCAAUGGAUAACUCCACCACCUGCCAGUGAGAAAUUCCAGGUCUGGGUGACUACAGAAUGCUGCACUGCGCUACUUUGAGCAAGACUACUAACAUUACAUUGGCCCUCCUCUGUAACACAAAUAACCUUGUGAGGGGAUCGCCGGAGAUUGCCGGUUCGAAUCCUGUUUAUGUAGUUUGCUAUCAGCUACCAGAGCCCUGAGAAAGCACAAUUGGCCUUGCUCUCUCUGGGUGGGUAGUUGGCUCUCUCUCCCCUCAUCACAUCAAAAGGGUGAUGCUGAUCAGCACAAGGCAUCUGUGAGCUGAUGUAUCAGGAAUCGAGACGCUGAGAUUUUCUCCGAGUGCGCUGUGAUGCUACUCAGCAAAACUGCAUCAGCAGCAGUUCAAUGUGUUGAAGGAGUCCUAGAGUGGGUUGGCUAACUGGCCGUGUAAAUUGGGGAGAUAAUAGGAAAAAUAAAAUUAUUAAAAAACUGGUAAGAUAAGAGUGUCAACUAAAUGCCAUGUAAUGUAAAUGUAAUGUAAUCUUGUGAGUAAAGUGAAACACUGGCCAUUUCAUCAGUCCACUACACUUGUUCCAAAAACUCUAUCUAAACAUCUCUAGAUAUUCUGUAGCAAACCUCAACUGUCUGAUUUUUAUAGGCCGAAGGUCAGGUUUCCUUUCUGCGACUCUUCUUCUAUCAACACCACGUUUGUGCAAGCGCUGCUGCACAGUGAAACAGAACAUCACCCUCUUGACUCAGCUAAACCUUUCUUGCAGGUUUCUCACAAGCUGCAACAGAGGCGUUUAUAUGUCAGACUCACCAGCAUUUCCUCUGCGGUUCCUCUGAACUGCUAUUUUUUAUAGACUGCACUGUAAAAACCACCAGCUUCACCUUUUUCCCAUAGCCUUGUCCUGCCACGCCACACUGACACAGUGUGUAAGACUGGUGGUGGAGAACAUGCCAAGAUGCAUGAAAACUGUGAUUAAAAACCAGGGUUAUUCCACCAAAUAUUAAAACUUAAUGAAUAUGUACUUGUUUUUUUGCAUUAUUUAAGGUCUGAAAACUAUUUUUAAACAAUAUUUUUAUUUGGAAUUUGGGACAAAUCUUGUCUGUAAUUUAUAGAUUUAAACAACAUU